Molecule: messenger RNA, 2353 nt
Organism: Cricetulus griseus (Chinese hamster)
Lineage: Eukaryota; Metazoa; Chordata; Mammalia; Rodentia; Cricetidae
Source: RefSeq, a predicted model, not a curated record
AAGUUGUGCGCCAUCAACGCCCAGUGAAUUAUUUUUAUGGCUAAGAUUUUAUUUUUAAAACUAUCUGUAUACCUGUAUAGAUAUCUGUGUGUAGGUGUAUGCACUUGAGUGCCGAGCCCAUGGAGGUCAGAAGAAGCUUUUAGAGACCCUGGAGUUGGAAUUAAAGGGCUUUUUGAACAACUUGAGUUCAAUUUUCGAAGAUCUCAAGAACCAAGACAGUGACUUUGGUUCCAAAACUUCAAGAUUGUGGUCUGCUGGACCUAUAUCCUCCAAGAGGACCCGUCCACCAAAGGGUCGUCUUCUGCCGCUGACCCCCAUCAAAUCCCAUCAUGCCCACAGCCCUGUGCCCACGAGUCUUGGCUCCAAAGGAAAGUGAGGAGCCCAGGAAAAUGCGGAGUCCUCCUGGAGAGAACCCCAGCCCACAGGGUGAGCCUCCCAGCCCAGAGUCCUCUCGCCGCCUCUUCCGCCGAUUUCGCUACCAGGAGGCUGCAGGCCCGAGGGAGGCGCUGCAGCGCCUCUGGGAGCUGUGCCGGGGUUGGCUUCGGCUCGAAAGGCACACGAAGGAGCAGAUCCUGGAGCUACUGGUGCUGGAGCAGUUCUUGACCAUCCUGCCGUGGGAGAUUCAGAGCUGGGUGCGUGCCCAGGAGCCGGAGAGCGGAGAGCAGGCUGUGGCUGCAGCAGAUCCUCUGGAACGGGAGCCAGGGAGACCCUGGCAGUGGCUCAAGCACUGUGAAGAUCCGGUGGUGAUUGACGAUGGCGAUGGGCCUGGGCCUCAGGACCUAGAACAAGAACGAAUGUCAGCAGAGUCCCAGAGCAACCCUGAUGCCCAGCCUGUGGCCCUAGCACAGGGCCUAGGGCUCCUAAGCAGACCACCAGGCCAGCCCACUGAGGACCCAGUUCCGCAAGAUGUUUUCCUUGUUCAGGAGCAGAGUGUCAGGGACGUCCAGCCUGUGACCACCUGCCAGCUGCCCCCGAACCGAGUUUCUCCAUUUAAGGACAUGAUCUUAUGCUUCUCAGAAGAGGACUGGUCCCUUCUGGAUCCAGCACAGACUGGUUUCUAUGGAGAGUUCAUCAUCGGGGAAGACUACGGGGUUUCCAUGCCUCCAAACGAUCCUGCAGCUCAGCCAGACUUCUCACCCGAAGAGGAGAACAGGCCACGGGUUACAGAGAUGGCAGACCUCCAGGGUAAAGAAGCACUCCAGGUCUCCUGCUUAGACCUUCCCAGUCUCCAGCCAUCCCAAGAAGAAGGAAGGAAAUGGGAGGAGCUGCAGGUGCAAGAGCUCCAGCCCUGCCAGCAGGUGGCACUCACUCAAAGUCCUUGUCCAGGAGGUGGUGGUGACCCACCACCCCUAAAGAGCAACCUGGACCAGGAGGUGACCAUUGAGAUCGUGCUGUCCAGUUCUGGGGAUGAGGACUCCCAACAUAGCCCAUACUGCACCGAGGAGCUGGGGAGCCCUGCAGAAAAGCCUCAUAGUCUCCCAACCCACAGGAGCAGCACUGAGGUUGGGGGUGAGGUACAGAGCUCACAGAAGUCUUAUGUGUGUCCGAACUGUGGAAAGAUCUUCCGCUGGAGAGUCAACUUCAUCCGGCACCUGCGCAGCCGCAGGGAGCAGAAACCACACAAAUGCUCAGUGUGUGGAGAGCUAUUCAGUGUCACUGAGGACCUGGAUGAACACCUGGAGACCCAUGAGGCCCAGAAGCCCUACAGGUGCACUGUGUGUGGAAAGAGCUUCCGCCUCAACUCACACCUGCUCUCCCACCGACGGAUCCACUUGCAGACAGACAAACAGCAACCCGUGCAGAAGAGUGAGGAGGAUGCGUUGGAAACAGAGGGCGCAGAUGCCCAUGCCCUGCUGGAGAAGAGCAAGGCCAAGCUGGGCUUCCAGUGUGGGAACUGCGGGAAGGGUUUCCAGCGACACGACCAUUUGGUGAGACACCGUAGCCACUGUCACCUGAAGAAUGAGGCCCGUCCACUCCAGUGUCGGUACUGUGUCAAAACUUUUCGGCAGAAUUAUGAUCUCCUCCGCCACGAGCGCCUGCACAUGAAGCGUCGCUCCAAGCAGGCUCUGAACUCAUACUGAUCAGGGUGUGGCCCCACAAGCUAGUCCCUGCCCCAGCACCAAACCCAAACCACCUGCCCUUUGCUCUCAGGUAGUGUCCAACUUCUGGUGCCAUGCCUCUUCCUAUCCAGAUAGAAAGUAGCCACCUGAGCAUUCCCUCUACUGUGCCCAAACCCAGGGAGGUGAGGUAACUCCAGCCUCAAGAUCUGCAUCUUGGAGCCCUCCAGCCACUUGCUCCAGCCCUCAGAGGGACUGGGCUGCCCCUAAUCCAUCGUUUGGAGAGGCGGGGUGCU